CAACAUAGUUUGCUAACUCAUAUUUAUUUGAAAUAUGAAAAAUAAGAGUGAUUUUCAAACAUUUUAUUUUCUUGUAUUUUCGUCACCACCAUCUUCUUAUUAACUAUUAAGCUCCGCUUCAUUUCGUAAACACCACUAUUCAUUUAUUAGUUUUCUUCGUCGUUAACAAUUCGAUGUUUUUCUUAAACGAAACAAUUCAAUGUUUUCGAAAUCUACUUUUUUCAGUAAGUCUCCAUCGUGGCAACAAUUUUCUUCUAUCAUAUAUAAUCUCUUGGAGUACUUCACUUGAAGAUUAGAAAAAAAUGGUUAGGAGAAAACUUGGAAACAUAAUUAAGAUUUAUUUUGGUGUUGGAAACUUGAAACAACGAAUUUAGGAUUACAAAUAAAGAAAGGUGAGCUAAGAAAGAAAAGGGAGCAAGGCAAACAAAGAGAUACAGAGAGAGCGUGCAGACACGACAUGGACAAAAGUACGCCCCACGUUGGUAGUGGGCAAUGGUCGGUUGGUAAAAUGUUAAUUGUUUGAGUACCAAAACCGAUAAACCCUAAAAAUAAUCAGAUACCACUCUCCCCCUUUUCUUCAGUCUCCCUUUCCUUCCAAGACUCACUCUCUUCUGUAUUCUUUCUUUCCUCUGUUUUCUCCUUCUGCUCCCCUCUCCAAAUCUUUCGCUCUCCCAGCCAAAAGAUCGUUUCUUUUCUUCAAACCCAACCAAGAAAACAACCCCCUCUUUCUCUAUAACUAAUACCCAUAUUCCUUCUCACUUUGUGUUGUGGCUGCUUCUGAUAAGGAAACCCUGAUGAGGAAACUCUGUCCAAAUCUCGAUCGCGAAGAUGGGCUGGAGACGGUUUUGGAGGUCCCCAUCCCUGAAGAAAUGUUCAGCCCUUCGGGGCACAACAAGAAUUACUCGUGGCAGAGUAUGAAGUCCUGGAUGACGAGGCCCAACACAGCCGUCGCCGGCGGCGGGUAUAAUAGUGACCAGAAGGCUCAGUUGGCAGCAUUUGGGGAGAAGAGCACCGAGAUUCAGCUCCUGUUGGGUGUUGCUGGCGCCCCUUUAAUCCCUUUUCCUAUCAGCUCUGAUCAUCAGUUCGUUACCCGGAAUUUUAAGGACCAACCAAUUGAGUCAUCUAUGGCGAAAUACAUUGUGCAGCAGUACGUGGCGGCGGUGGGAGGGGAAACGGCUCUGAAUUCCGUGGAGAGCAUGUGUGCAAUGGGGAAGGUGAAAAUGGCUGCCUCGGAAUUUUCUUCCGGGGAAGGGACAACGAACAACAAGGUGGUCAAGGUGAAGAAUUCGAAAAGUGGGAGUGGGGAGAUGGGUGGUUUCGUUUUGUGGCAGAAAAGGCCCGAGCUUUGGUGUUUGGAGCUGGUUGUUUCAGGCUGCAAGAUCAGUGCAGGCAGUGAUGGUAAAGUUGCUUGGAGGCAGACUCCAUGGCACCAUUCCCAUGCUUCCAGAGGUCCCCCCAGGCCACUCAGACGCUUCCUUCAGGGUCUUGAUCCAAGGUCGACAGCCAACCUAUUCUCCAACUCAAUUUGUAUGGGUGAAAAGGCGGUCAAUGGCGAGGACUGUUUCAUGCUGAAACUGGAAGCGGACGCUUCAUCACUACUAUCAAGAAGCACCAACAACGUCGAGAUCAUAAGACACACAGUAUGGGGAUACUUCAGCCAACGAACAGGACUUCUAGUCCAGCUAGAAGACUCCCACCUCCUGAGAAUCAAAGCACCAGGAAACAACAGCGUGUUCUGGGAGACGACGAUGGAGUCGACGAUCCAGGACUACAGAACCAUAGACGGGAUCAACAUCGCUCACGCAGGGAGGACGAAGGUGUCGUUGUUCAGGUUCGGUGAGAAUUCAGAAAGCCAUUCCAGGACAAGAAUGGAGGAGGUGUGGGCGAUUGAGGAAGUCGAUUUCAACAUCAAGGGGCUGUCAAUGGACUGUUUCCUUCCACCCGGUGACUUGAAGAAGGACGAAGAAGAAGGGUUUGGGGUGAUGGGUAAGGGUAAUGAUGGUGAAAAGUUUCCUUCGAAGAUUCGAUCGGGUUCUACCAAGAUCAGUGCAUCUAAAGUAGUUGCUAUUGAUGUUGAUGUUCCUGAUAAUCCUGAAGAGAAUGAUGAUGAAGAAGAAGAUUGGUGAUAAACUGUUUUUUGUUCUUUUUUCUUUGGAUGGGAUGCGUGAGUUCUGUAAAUAUGGUUCAUUGCAAUCUCCGCGAUGAACACCCCAAGUUUUUGGCCUUUUAGCCUUAGCAUUAAACUCGGUAUUUCUACAUAUAAAGGAAAAGUUAUCAG
Molecule: messenger RNA, 2278 nt
Organism: Linum trigynum
Lineage: Eukaryota; Viridiplantae; Streptophyta; Magnoliopsida; Malpighiales; Linaceae
Source: the annotation of a GenBank genome assembly